Messenger RNA from Ordospora pajunii, 990 nucleotides. RefSeq lists its product as uncharacterized. The record is from RefSeq and is a predicted model, not a curated record. Gene Ontology annotation, biological process: ubiquitin-dependent protein catabolic process. Gene Ontology annotation, cellular component: nucleus; cytosol; proteasome regulatory particle, lid subcomplex. Gene Ontology annotation, molecular function: structural molecule activity. NCBI's taxonomy places the organism in Eukaryota, Fungi, Microsporidia, Ordosporidae. Bases 1 to 990 code for a protein of 329 amino acids. The transcript has a single exon.
AUGGGAAUUGAGGAGAUACAGGAGCUUCAGAGGCAGAGGAAGUGGAUGCAGUUCUGCAGACUGAUUGUGGAUUCAGUUGAUGCCGUUUCUACAGACGUGCUUUUGAGUAUUUUUCUUGAAAAUGUAAGCCUGAUUCAUCCAAGGACAUCGUGUGAGGUUUUCCUGGUUCUAGCGGCGAAACUACCGCCGAAGGACGGAGUAGAUCUACUAGCUAAAGGGCAAGAGAUAAUAUCAGAUUGUGUUUUAUACUCUGAGGACUUUGAAGCAGAAAAGACAAUGAUGGAGAUGAGGAAAUGCUUACUUCUGAUUGAAAUGAAUGAGCUCAAGGGCAUAGAAACAAGACUAUUUGAGUGGAGAAGAAUGAAGAUGGGAAAGGAAAUGCAGGCGAUGCACAACUUUGUUGGAUUUAAGCUUUAUCAGGGAAUCGGGAAUAUUGAGGCGUCUUUUUUGCAUUUGCUUAAGUAUAUAAAGCUGACUAAUGCGAGCGAUAUGACGGAUGUUCUUGUAGAGUAUGGAAUGCUGAGCAAGGAGUUUUUUAACUUCACAGCAAUAACAUCGUUGCCAUGCUUUAGCAACAUCAAAAGCAAUGACCUAAAGGAGAUGUUUGUGCUGUUUAGGGAGGGCAACAUUGAUGAGCUUGAAAGGAUGAGCAAGAAGCUUGUGGAGAAGUUUGGGGCGAAUUCUGAGCUGGUAAAAGAAAAGAUGUAUAUGAUAGCGUUGACGAAUCUUUGCUUUGCAGAGAGAGAGAAGAAGAUAUCUAUAAGAAAAAUUGAAGAGGCGCUGAAGAUACCCAGGAAGGUGGUGAUUUACAUAGUUAUGAAAUCGCUUGGGCUGAAGCUGAUCUGUGGAUGGAUUAAUGGAGAGGAAGAUGCUCUUUAUUUUGAUAGUCUAGCGCCAAGAACAUUGCAAGUCAAGGAAAUAAUGGAGAUCCGAGGGAAGUUUAGUAGGUGGAGAGGAAGGAUCCAUGAGGUUAUUUCGAUGUUGAAGUGA